This is a messenger RNA of Vanessa atalanta (red admiral), 2672 nucleotides long. Its product is annotated as protein ENL-like. The coding region runs from base 551 to 1375 and encodes 274 amino acids. The transcript is spliced from 4 exons. Lineage: Eukaryota; Metazoa; Arthropoda; Insecta; Lepidoptera; Nymphalidae. Gene Ontology annotation, cellular component: super elongation complex. The record is from RefSeq and is a predicted model, not a curated record. Gene Ontology annotation, biological process: regulation of DNA-templated transcription.
AACAUAUUCUGGACCAUUUGCCACGACUAAUUAAUGGCUUUGAAUAACAACGAUUCAAUAUCGUAAUACAAAUAAUUACUUAAACCACACUAUACUUGAAACGGAACGUAUUUGCACAUACGUCAAACGGAGGCGAGAGGACCGAGGCGGAGGGUACGAGCGAGGCCACGACGUCACUUGCCCACGUCACUCUGCAGCGCACCCGGCCUCGUACAAUCUCAUUCAGUUAGCCAGUGAUAAACGCGCUCUGACGACGUCUCGUCCGACAUGCUGCGCGCUUGACUUGCCGCCGAAAACCUACAGCUGCCUAAUGCAUCUUUGCCUGUCACCAAUAAAUCACAAAUGUCAGCCGUCACCGCACGAGGAGCGGCGGUUUUAUCACAUCUUAGAAAAUGACUGAAGGUCCUCCAUAUCGACAUGAGAAGCCGGUGAGUGCUCGCAUAAUAAUAUCGCGUGCCGUCCGACCGACCGUCCCAGUGACGAGCGUGACUAAAAAAGUUGUGAACGCAUGUUUGGGUACUACAUGUGAUCGACCGACGUUCCUCAGCGGAUGUGUGUACGCAUAUGGCUUGAGGUGGGCCACGCUUGCGAGCCGCGGCGUUCGGUGACGGGUCGCGCGCUGGCGCUGGACUGGCGCGUGUGGGUGCGCGGCGCGCGCGGCGACAUCAGCGCCUUCGUACACAAAGUUGUGUUUAAAUUGCACCCGCCGAGUGCGUUCGUGUAUCCCAAACGAGUUCUUCAAGAACCACCGUAUGAAAUUCAAGAGUCGGGCUGCGCGUCCAUCAAUAUACCAAUCCAAGUUUACCUGAAGUUUACGAAGAAACCAAAGAAAAUCUGUCUCAGAUACAGUCUCCACAUCGAAAACAAUAACAAGGCAAGUUCGGAAACGAGGUCCGUUUACUACGAUUUUGAGAAUCCCUCGGAAACCUUGUGCAGCGCCUUGAUGAAGGGUGGAGGUGAAAUAAUCGGCAGAACCGGCGCUGUGGAUAACUCGAACAAAUUAGUCGUACUCUUCUCUGAUGGUCGGUCUAAGGAUCAGAAAGCGAUGAAAGUGAAACGUUACAAGUUCAUUGAGCCGGUGCGUUGCAAACACGGAACUAAAAACGCACCAAAGUCAUGCAUACUCGAUGAGAUUUGCUCUAAAUGCGGCGAACCGAUAAACGCCGACUUCAGAAAACAAUUACACGCAGUGGCCAUGACCGAGGAUGAGAUAAACCGCGUGUCGCAAUUAUACAUAUCGUAUAACAGUUACGAGAAAUCAGUGAACGCGUUAAUACUGCCACCGCUCUCGGAUCCCAUAUACAGGGUUCCGGAACUGCCGACGUCGCUUCGUGGCGCGCUGACUAGUGUGGAAGCGGACUACGCGAUGCAAUAAAGUGCCUUUCAUUUGGUCGUUUUUGAAAAUAUAGACCCAUGAAACGGGCUGCGUUUUUGGACAGCGACUUUAUUUGGUAAAUGGGUUGUUGAUCGUAUUAAAGUAUCGUUUCCACGUAGGAGUUAGGGUUGCCUUAUAAUUUAAAAAAAAAAGAUAUAUUUUUAAUUGUUGCUUAGUUUUAUGUUUUUGCAUAUUCGGGAGUUAAGUAAGUGUUUUAGAAGGAAUUUUUUUAUUAUGCUGCAAGGAUUACAAGGCUCAAUAGCAAACGGGGGCAAUAGUGCGGCUUUUUGUGUAGGUUAAACUUUUGCGGGUUCGUCUUGACCACCCAGUUAGAAUUCUUUCUACCGCCAGACAGUAAUAAUAAAGUACAUACUACUGUUUGGCAUUUUCUGGUUUUUAAAUAUUGAGCAAGUGAGUAUAAUUACGUGCACAAGGGACAUAAUGUCACUAUCCCGUAGUUUUCGGUACAUUAUCUCACAGUGCCAGUGUCUAGGGUCAAUUUUAAAAUAGCGACGACAUCCUCAUUAAAAAAAAAUACUUAACGAAAAUCUGAUCUUCGAAAAUAGUGCAGGUUAAGUAAUCGUAUAUCGCGCCGUUUAUUAUAUUUAUAAAAUUAUUUGGAUACUAAAAUGUGCCAUGAGACUGUUAUCUGUUCAUAUAACAUGUAUCAUACGAUGUUAUUUUAAUUAUAAUUUAUUUUACAUCAUAAAGUAAUGUUAGUAAAUAAUUGAGAAUAUUUUUAUACAACAUAUUUUAUUAUAUUUAUAAAAAUUGUUUUUAAAUACAACUAAUUGAUUAUUAGAGAGAUAUAAAAUAUUUAAAUCGUUAUAAAAUGACUUAAAUAAAUGUGCUGUGAACAAGAUCUCAAAUGUCAAUGUUGUCAUAAAAUAAAUAGGUUUAUUAGAACUAAGAUUAUAGUGAUAUAUUUCUAUUGUUACUAUAAAUUAAUAUUUAUAUUAAUUAUGUAAUUUGUGACUAAACGUACCUAUUGCAUGUUCAGAUGUUAUCAACAGAGCUUUUAAUUUUUUUUUUUUUUCUAAAAUGUUUAACUAUUUAUUUACUCUCCAUUAUUAAAAAAUCAAUUUUACUUAACUAUGAACGAAAUGCUAUAGAAAUAUUAAUUUAACGAAAGAUACUCAAAUAUAAUACUAUAAGUUAAAGAACUUUAAAUGUAUUAUCGGUACAUACAUUGUUUCAGAAUCGAAACUACGAAAUAUAAAAAAGUUUGAUUGAAAUAUGUAUAAUGUUACCACUUAAAUAUUUAAAAAAUGUUUUCACACAAGGUGCUUAAAUUAUU